Molecule: messenger RNA, 864 nt
Organism: Schistocerca serialis cubense
Lineage: Eukaryota; Metazoa; Arthropoda; Insecta; Orthoptera; Acrididae
Exons: 3
Coding region: 139-555 (138 amino acids)
Source: RefSeq, a predicted model, not a curated record
UCGCAGGGAGUGGAAGAAGAAAUAUUAAGAUCUGUUAUAAUAUCUACAAUAUUGCAGUCAUUAUAUUCUUUACACUUUAUUUUUCAUGAAGACCUGUAUCUGUAUUCCUUCCUAGCUAUCUCAGAAGGUGUUGGAUACAUGAUAGCAGUGGGAUUUAUGACAUUUCCAUUCAUAUUGACAUUCACUACAAAAGCUAUCUUGGACUAUAGAUUAAAGGCAUCACUGACAGAAAUGUAUAUUGUACUGUGUUUCUAUACAAUUGGACAAAUAUUAUUACAGUCGAGCAGCCACAGGAAAAUGCUCUCUCUAAAAUAUCCAGUCACCUCAGUUUGGAGGGUGAAUGUGCUGCCUAAAUGGAGUGCUGCUGUUCAGACCAGAGCAUAUAUGGGAGAGAUAAUUAUUUAUUGGGCUUUGGCUUUGGUUGCUGGUACCACUUACCUUGGUAUUUUCAUAAUACCAUCAGCAUUUACAGUUACUGUGCUUUCAAGAGCCUUCAGGGAAUAUAAACGUUCAGCAGCCUAUCAAGCAGGUGAAGUUAACACCAAACAAUACUAAGCUGUAAUUCUCAGUAACUCGUGUGAAACAAGAUCAUGCUAAAUGAUUGUGAAUAUGGGGCUAACUGCCAUGUUCAAAUAUGGAAUCAUUUAUAAAAUGUUUUUUUUUUUUUUUUGUGAUAACUACUGUGCACUAUUUGAACUGUCUUUGUUUAGCAAUUGAGCACAUACAUUUUCUUAAAAAAGAGUUUUCAAAGAUUUUAAGAUGGUCUAAAAUUACAAAUGAUCUUUAUGUAGCACUUUUUAUGUAAUCUGAAAGAUUAUAGGAGCAUCAACAUUUAUUGUGGCAAGUUUAGUUUUUAUUGAUCUA